AUGGAUGCCUUCAACCAUUUCCACCUCUUCCCUAAGCUGCCGCCGAAGUUACGACUCGCGAUCUGGGAGCUGCAGCGAGAGAGCAAGCAGGGCAUCCGGCACUACUUCCUUGUCAACCAUGUCGGACGAAACCAAGUCGGACGACACCUUCAGAAGCACGAAUGUGUUAAUGCCUGCAUGGAUACCAAUGACGGUCGCUUCGUCGACAAUCAUGCAACCAGCGGAAAGGCAAUCAUUGAGAAACCCGCCUGCACCCAAGCUGGUGGAUUGAACACUCCGAUCGAGCUUCCGGGAAGAGUUGGCAGAGUGUCUUCAUCUGCUGCAGUCGCCAGGGGUUGGAGACGUCGCGACGUUCAGACCUCCAAGUCAUCGCGCCCCGCCUUCGUCGAUGUAAACCUUGGCGACGAUGUCUUUGUCUUCAACAACGCCGAGUCGGGCUGGCUCCAAUUGCUUUGCAAGCCUAUCAGAGCUUACGAACCCUAG
Anthostomella pinea is the source of this 483-nucleotide messenger RNA. NCBI's taxonomy places the organism in Eukaryota, Fungi, Ascomycota, Sordariomycetes, Xylariales, Xylariaceae. The record is from the annotation of a GenBank genome assembly.